Messenger RNA from Desarmillaria tabescens, 1332 nucleotides. RefSeq names its product Formate/nitrite transporter. Gene Ontology annotation, cellular component: plasma membrane. Gene Ontology annotation, biological process: nitrite transport; transmembrane transport. Gene Ontology annotation, molecular function: high-affinity secondary active nitrite transmembrane transporter activity. The record is from RefSeq and is a predicted model, not a curated record. The transcript is spliced from 13 exons. Lineage: Eukaryota; Fungi; Basidiomycota; Agaricomycetes; Agaricales; Physalacriaceae. Bases 161 to 1045 code for a protein of 294 amino acids.
CCCGAGCCGUUCCUAUUUAUACCCCAGCAUCUUCUGACCAUAACAUGCACCAUGUUUGGGCUCUCCAUUACGCACUAUACGGAGUCAGUGGGAGAGAAGACUACUUAUAACUAUUUCUGUCCAAAGCAUGUGAACCGAAUUCUUUCCCUCACUUGCUACCAUGGACGCCUCUCCUACAUUGAGCCCUGCCCAAGUCGCGAUGUACAUGGUCGAGAGCGGCGUCGCAAAGCACAGAGAUCGGUAUGAGAACAUCUUCUUCAAAGCCGUCCUCGCGGGCGUGAUGCUCUCCUUUGGCGGCCUCUUGUCUGAAAUCAUCUCCGGCGGAGCGAGUGCACUCACUGUGUCAGAUCCUGGAAUCGUGAAGAUCCUGGGUGGGUUUGUCUUUCCAGUCGGUUUGGUCAUGAUCGUGCUUCAGGGCCUCGAACUACUCACGAGCAACAUGAUGAUAUUUCCCAUGGCUAUCAUCAAAGGCGCUAUCCCAUGGUGGAGUCUUCCCAUCAACUUUGUCCUUGUGACCUUUGGGAACCUCGUCGGGAGCCUCUUCUUCGGUGCCAUCCUAGUUAAAUACAGCGGGAUCGUAUCCGAUGAUCCUUACUCAUCCUAUAUCCAGACGUUCGCAAUCCGCAAAGCUGUCGAACCCCAUUGGCAUCAGAUAUUUUUGCGAGGGAUCGGUUGCAACUGGCUCGUAUGCGUCGCGGUUUGGCAAGCCGCCGGAGCUAGGGACACCAUAUCAAAGAUAGUCGCCAUUUGGAUUCCCAUAUGGGUUUUCGUCGCAUGUUCGUUUGAUCACGUGGUUGCCAACAUGUUCUCGGUGCCUCUUGGGAUCAUGUUCGGUGCAAAUCUCACCGCUGCGGAGUACAUUCGCAAAUCCUUAAUUGCCGCCUAUCUUGGAAACAUCGUGGGUGCUCUGCUAGUCGCGCUCCCAGCGACGUUAUUUUACCUGAAGGAUUACGAUGCGGGUGGAUUGAGAGCAGCCGAGAAAGGAGAUUCCAUGUCUGCGAUCCGGGAGAACAGUACGGACAACGUUGAUAAUAAACGCAUUUGAUCGUUGUCGUGCGUACGUAUGGAUAUUCUUGUCUCGUCGAAUCUAUGGUUACUACUUCAAUAUAUACUUUCGUAAAUUCCUGCGGGAAGUCGUCGCCCAUAUGAAGACAGUAAGAAGUUCACAGACACACGCAUGGUCCAGCCCUCGAAGAGUGUGUCGUGGCGGCUUCUGAAAAUAGCUAUUCGACGUUCUUACACAACUCUAAAAAUUUCUUGAUCAUAAGGAUUCUGGUUCCUGAAGUCACAGCCAAAGAACGAACGGCCAAUCACCAAUCACCAAUUUCUAUU